AUGCCUAAGAUUGUGUGCCAUGCCGGCACAGGGCCCAACGACAUCUGGUCCUAUUGCCCUUCGCUGGGCGCGGCUAUCCUCUUCACGGUCCUCUUCGGCAUCACGACGUGCGCCCAUAUAGUCCAGGCAAUCAUCUACCGCAAGCCCUUCGCCACGGUCCUCAUCAUGGGUGCCCUGUGGGAGACUGGCGGAUACGUCGCCCGCAUAUACUCGAUCGAGAACCAGCUGCAGAGCGGAAUCUACACGGCGCAGCUCCUCCUGAUCCUGCUCGCGCCGCUCUGGAUCAACGCCUACAUCUACAUGCUCCUGGGGCGCAUGAUCCACUUUUUCUUGCCCAAGGGCGAGGACCGUGUGUUCAAGAUCCGCGCACGGGCCAUCACCCGCAUGUUCGUGGCGUUCGACAUCACGGCGUUUCUCAUCCAGGCCGUCGGCGGCACCAUGACGGGUCCGGGCGCGAGUGCGUCGGUCCAGAAGACCGGCUUGAACAUCUACACGGGCGGCGUGGGCGUGCAAUUGUUCUUUCUCGUCAUCUUUGUCUCCUUGGCCAUCGGGUUCCAACGCAAGGUCCAGUUCCUGAGGCAGCGAAGGUCCCCUAGCAGAGCAGGUCUCUACUUCGCCGACAUCGAAACGCAAUACCAACCCGCGCCCGCGUCGUCCCCCUCACCCGACCCAAGCCGCCGGUCCUCCUUUCAAAUGCAGUCCCUCUACCCUACGCCGGAGCACCCUUUUACCACCACAACAGUAACAUCUCCUAACCUCGACCUCGCCACGCCGCUACUACGCCUGCUCUACAUCACGCUGGCGCUGAUCAUCGUGCGCAACAUCUACCGCCUCGUCGAGUUCGGGAUGGGCGCCAACUCCCCGACAGUGACGCACGAGUGGUUCGCAUACGUGUUCGACGGCGUGCCCAUGUUCUUCGCGCUCCUGUGGCUCAACGUCUUCUACCCGGGCCGCUUCCUGCAGGGCGAGCGGAGCGACUUCUCCCAGGAGGACCGGGAGCGGAAGCUAGAGAAGAAAUCGCGGAAGCAGCAGAAGAAAGACGACAAGCGCGAGCGGAAGGAGAUGAAGAGGAUGGCCAAGGAUGGAAUGGGUGCUGAGGGCGGUGCAUACGAGGCUCUCAAGUAA
This is a messenger RNA of Fonsecaea erecta, 1125 nucleotides long. RefSeq lists its product as hypothetical. The transcript has a single exon. Gene Ontology annotation, cellular component: membrane. The coding region runs from base 1 to 1125 and encodes 374 amino acids. The record is from RefSeq and is a predicted model, not a curated record. Lineage: Eukaryota; Fungi; Ascomycota; Eurotiomycetes; Chaetothyriales; Herpotrichiellaceae.